This is a messenger RNA of Chrysochloris asiatica (Cape golden mole), 5265 nucleotides long. RefSeq names its product SLX4 structure-specific endonuclease subunit (gene SLX4). Gene Ontology annotation, molecular function: DNA binding; enzyme binding. Gene Ontology annotation, cellular component: nucleus; Slx1-Slx4 complex. Bases 1 to 5265 code for a protein of 1754 amino acids. Gene Ontology annotation, biological process: meiotic DNA double-strand break processing; resolution of meiotic recombination intermediates; interstrand cross-link repair. The transcript has 15 exons. NCBI's taxonomy places the organism in Eukaryota, Metazoa, Chordata, Mammalia, Afrosoricida, Chrysochloridae. The record is from RefSeq and is a predicted model, not a curated record.
AUGUUGCUUAACCUCAAGCCCGAUUGGAAGAAAGAUGUUUUAAAUCGGUCAGCCGUCUCCUCUGAAAACCAACAGGAACAUCUUGACACCGGUCAGACAAUGGAGGAGUCAGAUGAUGAUUUUAAAGAACUGUGCAGCAGCUAUUUCCAAAGGGUGAAAAAGAGUGGACCCAAGGAAUUGUCACGAGAUAGGAAGAAGCCAAAGGCCUCAAGCAGCACUCAGAUAAGAAACAAACUGAAAAAGCCCAGACAGACUGCCAGCAAGAGCAAAACCCUCCCAGGCUCAACGGAGAAGAAGUCACGAGUUGGCAGACAGGCCUCACGGGCUGCCAAUCGAGGAGCUGCCAAGUCGCAAGAGCAGGAGCCGAUAACGCCCACGGAGAAUGGGGCGGACCACGUGCUCCCGCCCGCACAGGUGCCUGCGGUGGAUCUGCCUGCACUCGGAGAUGGUGUUCAGAACCCCCAGACAGGUGCUCCCAUCGGUGAUGUCCAAUCUCCUGCUUCCGGGCCGAUCCCAGUGGUGCCUAGUCCUUCCAAGCCGCGGACAACAGAGCUGGUCCUUCAGCGAAUGCAGCGGUUCAAGAGAGCAGACCCUACUCGUCUGAGACAUACUUCCGGCACAUGCUCAUUCGAGGCAGCAACUGCAGAAAACACCCCAGAGGACCCUCAAGAAGAGACAGUGGUGGGGAAUGGCUAUGAACCCACGCCCCCUGCCACAGAGAGCGACAUGGCGGUGGCCCUCGCCCUGCAGCAGGAGUUGGGGCAGGAAGCAGCACCCGCCCAUGCAGAUGACUUGGAGGAGAAAGGAUGGUUUUUCUGCCAAAUCUGCCAGAAGGACCUGUCCACCAUGAACGUGACGCGGAGGGAACAGCACAUGAACAGAUGUUUGGAUGAGGCGGAAAAGGCACUGAGACCCUCUGCCCCUCAGGUCCCCGAGUGCCCCAUCUGUGGCAGAUUGUUCCUCACCUUCAAGAGCCGAAGCAGUCACCUGAAGCAGUGCGCAGUGAAGAUGGAGGUCUGCCCCCAGCUCCUCCUGCAAGCUGUGCGACAGCAGACAGCACAACUCGAGGGGGACUGCAGCCCCACCACCCCCAGCUUCAGCCAUCAAGUUGGAAGUCUGAAACGGAAAGGAGCCCCCAACAAGAAGGAGCCCCCCAAAAGACGGAAGAUCAACCAACCGGAGGCACCCUCUGAGGACCUGCUGAUGGCCAUGGCUCUGUCCCGAUCGGAGGUGGAGCAGUCCGGGCCUGAGCCAACGCUCAAACUAGAGAGUGCUUUUUCCAAGUGGUUUAAGCCAGGAGCAGACAAGAAAAGCCGUAGGAAGCAGCUCACCAGCUCCCUGCCCCCACUGCUGCUCCAGGAUUCCGAGGCUGCGCAGCAACACACAGAGAAGCGAGUGGCCAUGCUCUUUGCAGAGGAGGUAGUGAUCUCCAGCACGCCGCCACUGCCCAAGAGUGGACUCUUGAAGAAAGAGUCGGAGAAAGCUGGCUGGCGUCUGCAGCUUGCUGAGGGGAGGCAGAAGUUUCUGUGGGAGGGCAGCGCCCUGGCUGGAAGCUGGACCUUAGAGGCCUUCUACACGACUAACUUGGUCCCGCCCAUCGUGCCCCGGCAACCCGUCCAGGGUCUCAAGAAGGAACCAACAAGUCCAGUAAUGCAGCCUGACCAGCUGAAGCUGGAUGCAAGCCCACCGCUCAUCCCCUGUGGCCCCAGAGUGGACUCUGUGGAGCCUGUUGGCCAGAAGGCAUCGCCCUCCUCCAGCCAGAAGGAGCGCCAGGCCCUGCAGGACCUCAUGGACCUGGCGGGAGAGGGGCUGGGGCCCAGCAGCGGGGGCCUGGCUGACUGGGGCGGAGAAGCAGCCGUAGAUUUGGUGCCCAGCAGCCUCCCGCUGUCGGGGUUCGUCCUGCCACCCCAAGAGGAGCAUCUGGAGAGGGGCAGCCGCACCUCGCUCUACCUUGGCCUGCUGCUCUCUGACUUCGGAGCCAUGGUCAAUAACCCACACCUGAGUGACGUCCAGUUCCAGGUGGACAGUGGGGAGGUGCUUUACGCCCACAAGUUUGUGCUUUACGCGCGGUGCCCACUUCUCAUCCAGCACGUAAACAGGGAAGGCUUCGUCGCUAUAGAAGAUGGGGACCUGAGGACCCAGCGCGUCCUGCUGAGUGAUGUUAGCACAGAGGCAGCCCGGGCCUUCCUGCACUACCUCUACACUGCAGACACUGGCUUGUCCUUCUCCCUGGCUCCUGACCUGCAUUCCCUGGCCCUCAGGUUUGGUGUGAGUGAGCUUGCCCAUGUGUGUGAACAAGCACCUCUGGAGACGGACGCACACAGUGCUCCCUGGAAGAAGGAAGAGGAGGACUGUGUCAGCAGAGCGGACAACUUCCAAGAAGUCUUGAGGUCAAUGUGGCUGGACGAAGAAGGAGACGCAGAGGCCCUGGCAAAGCCUGAGGGCCAUGGAGAGGACAGAGAAAAGGUGGACGAGGUCGAGAUGGAAGAAAUUUAUGAAUUUGCUGCUACUCAGCGGAAGCUACUCCAAGAGGAAAGAACAGCAACAAGAGACGAAGCAGCUGACCAGCUCAGGGAGGAGUGUCCAGCUCCUGCGUGUGUCCUGGCUCAAGGGCAGCUAGAAGAUGCAGGACACAAGGAGUCGUCUGGGCAAGGAAGUGACCCGAGCCUGGCAGCGCCCGUCUCCUCCCGGGGCCAGCGUCCCCACGGGGAGGAGGACUCAGGACCUCCUGAGCAGGAAGCCAUGUGGAAAGCACCUGGCCAGUGCAGCUCCUCCAGCCCUCCUGGCCGGUUUCGGGCAGGAAGGAGAGGCCGCUCCGUUUUGUACACCUUUGAGGAUUCUGAGCAGUUUUUCUCAGCAACUCAAGGGGAAUACUCUGAACCCACCCAGAUAACAGGCAAGCAAGAGGACCACAAGGGGGUGUCCUGUUCCCCCCGAUGCCAGCAGGCACCUGCAGUGCAACAGCCCACCUGGGGCGUGAGUCCCCCCCGGCCACACCCCCGGCCUCACCAUGCAGGUGAAUCAUCCCUGUUGACACCACGAUCGAGAUCGCAGACUGUGACUUCCAGGGUGGUCUCCUGGGAUUCCCCAGUUGUAGCAUCGAAGCAGAGGCGGGACAGUGGUGUCCCUGCCUUCCUUCCAGACCCAGGCCACCAGGGAGGCCGAGGUUCCAUGGGGGCCUCUCCAGGAAAGUCCUCGUCCAUUGACCUCACCCAGUCAGACUCCGCCCCCUCCAGUUCCAGCCCUGCGCACGCCUCUUCAGCUGUGAGCAGAGACACUGAUGUGAUUCUGCUGCUAGAUUCAGACGAGGAGCUGGAGCUAAAACAGACUAGAGCGAGACCUGUGCCCAGUGACCUCGUGGAGGAAAAGAAAGUGCUGGAAGUCAGCCCCAGGUCCUCAGAGCUCUUUUCCGUCAUUGACAUCGACGCGGAUCUGGAAUGUUCUCCUAGCCUGCCAGGAAGGGAAGCCGAGCUUCAGCAGGGGGCAGGCGAGCUGCCAGGGAACCGGGGCCACGUAGGUGACAGAGGGCGACGUGGGCUCUUCCAUCCUGGGGAGAGCAGCCCUGAGGAGGACAGUGCCACAGACAUGUCAUGGCUGGUGCCUGCCACACCGCUGGUCCAUGGGAGCCACCUCUACUGCCCUCAGCCCCAGGCCUCCAGCGUGGGCUCUAGGACAUCAGUGCAUAAGGCGGUGCACCUGGAGCCCAGGACCCCAUGUGCAAGCAGGGAUGCAGAUGAAGCCACCGACACGUUUCCAGUCCUUGUGCCGCGGAUGGUGCCACCACAGCUGGUUACUGCCUCCCCAGGGAACUCUGAGGGCAGAAGGCGUGCCCCCAGAAACCCCUACGGUCAGCAGCCCAGGCACCACCUCUCUCCUGUAGCUCCCUGUCCACCACGGAGAUGCUCACCACCCAGGCCACUCUGGCUGAGUCAGGCCACUUCGAGUGAGGUGGUGGAAGUCGAGGACAGUGACGACGAACCUGGGGUGGCUCCCCACCAGGCAAACAGCAGCCCCCUGCUGGACAGGGAGCCCCCCAUUCCCGUGGACGACUGCUGCUGGAGUGCAGAACCCCUCUCACCAAUUCCCAUCGACCACCUGAACAUGGAGCGGACCGGCCCCCUGAGCACCAGCAGCCCUAGCACCAGGGCAAGGGAGGCCUCGGGUCACCUGGCCUGUGACUCCCCCGGGCCCCUGGACACCACCCCGAUCCGGAGGAACUGCCCUAACUUGGGAGGAAUUCAAGAGCAGUCCCCUCUGGCCAGCUCUCCAGGGGGCAGCAAGCUGAGCUAUCUGAAUUCAGCUUUGUGGGACGACUGGGACGGGGAAGAGAAGUCUCCAGAGCUUCUCCCUCUGACCCAGAGACGAAGCGCAAACCGAGCUGGAAGACCUGGAGGCUCAGAGACACCCAAAGGUACUCACCGGAAGAAGAACUUACCCCCCAAAGUGCCCAUCACCCCAAUGCCACGAUACUCCAUUAUGGAGACCCCGGUGCUGAAGAAAGAGCUGGACAGGUUUGGAGUCCGUCCUCUGCCCAAGCGCCAGAUGGUUCUCAAGCUAAAGGAGAUAUUCCAGUACACCCACCAGACCCUGGAGUCCGACUCUGAGGAUGAGAUCCCAUCCUCACAGGUGCCUCCAACCCACACCUUCUCCGCUGCCACCACCACCGAGGCCACCAAGACUUCAAGGGCAGGAGGUCACCUCCUGCCAGAAGAUACUGCUGGCCCCAACCUCCAAAAACCAACAGGGCCCACUGAGAUCAAAAGCCCCCGACGCAGGAGGAAGCAGCCAGGGAAAACCCCCCCAGCCCUGCACACGCCUCCAGGCUCCGAUGGUGACGGCCAGCUUCCCGCCUCCCAGGAGUCUGCAGCCAGCUCAGUGACCAGCAGUGAUGGGUCCUGGGGCUCACAGAGCUCUUCCACCGGUGAGUUUGGAGUGGCCUUUGAGUCUGAGGGUGCUGAUGAAGGUGAGGAGGGGGUAACUGCCUCACAGGCGGCCACCAGGACAGCCGACACGGAGGCGGCAGUGUGGCGCUACAUCCGCUCCCAGCCCGCACUGUACCUGAAGGUCCUGCGGUACCAGCCCCUGGAGCUGGCAGCCCUACAGGCGGAGCUGAGGCAGAACGGCAUCCGCCUGGCCACGGGGAAGCUGCUGGACUUCCUGGAUGCCCAGUGCAUCACCUUCACCACCGCGGCUGCCAGGAAGGAGCGACUCCAGAGGAAGAGGGGCCGGCGGCCUGCGGGCAGAAAGAAGCGCGGGCAGGACUGA